AUGGCUACCCCUAGUGUCCUAGCUUUUGACGCUGAGGGUCGCGCCAUUGAUUUUGAGGUCUGGUUAGACGACCUGCAGCUGUUCUUACAGUGCGACAGAGCAGACAGCCUUUCUCUCUUUGACCUCACCUCUGGCGCCUCUCCUGCUCCUGCUGCUGAUGCUGAUCCCACUGUCCGCUCUCAGUGGGCCACCCGCGAUGCUGCUGCACGUCUUGCUGUGCGUCGCCACCUCCCUACCUCUGAGCGUGCGCACUUUAGUCAGUACAAGAGUGCUCAGACCUUGUACGACGCUGUAGUUGCGCGCUACUCCUCCCCUGCCACUGCUGCACUGAGCCGUCUCAUGCUUCCCUACCUCUUUCCUGACCUCUCUGCCUUUCCCACUGUCGCUGACCUCAUUACGCACCUCCGCACUAGUGACACUCGCUACCGCGCCGCCCUUCCUGCUGAGUUCUGCGCUAAGAACCCCCCCCCCAUGUACAUCACUCUCUACUACGUAGUCGCGCGCCUCCCUGACUCCCUUCGCGUAGUCAGGGACCACUUUCUCGCUGUCUGUCCCACCACCCUCACCGUCGACGUCCUCGAGAAGGCCCUCCUCGCGGCGGAGAAGAGCAUCGUCGCUGUAGGAGCUUCUCGUGGUGACCCUCGCACCCCCAUCUUUGAGGGGUGCUCUCCUUCCCCCUUGCUGCCCUCUGUUGCCUCUGCUGCUGCUGCCGACCUGCUUGGUCUUGAGUCGGUCGGCGCGGCGUCUGCCCCUAGUGGGAGACGUCGCUCUAGCAAGGGCAAGGGGGGCAAGGGUGCAGGUGGAGCUGGAGGGGGCGGUGGCGGUGGCGGCGGUGGCGGCGGAGGGAGUGGGGGUGGCGGCGGGAGUAGUGGCGGGGGUGGUGGUGGUGGUGGCAGCAGCGGCGGCGACGGUGGUGGUGGUGGCGGAGGUGGUGGUGGUGGCAGCGGCGGAGGUGGAGGCGGCGGAGGUGGAGGCGGUGGAGGCGGCAGCGGAGGAGGCGGUGGUGGUGGAGGGGGUGGAGCUGGUCGGGGUGGUGCCCAGCAGCGUAGCGGCGGUGGUGGUGGCCAGCGCUCGCAGCGGCAGCAGCAGCAGCGCUCGCGGGACAUCCCUCCGCCUCAGCAGCUUCGUGAGUGGUACGCUGGGCGUCAGAGGGGUGGGGGUACUGGUCCCUGCACCUACGUUCUUCGUUCCGGCGACCGCGCGGGUGAGCAGUGUGGGGGUGCCCACGCCGCCCAGCGCUGCUUUGGCCGCCUGACGGACGCUUGGCGUCAGCAGUUCCCUGGGGCUAGUGAGAUCCCUCGCUGGGAUGAGCUUCUUAGGGCUGGUGUAGCGAUCUUUGAUCUUGAUUUUGAUGCUAUCCUUGCUGCUAUGUAUGCUGUGACUUAUAGUGAGGAGAAUGAGGGUUACCGGUGUUUCCAGCCCGACCCGGGCAUUGGUACUGCUGCGCUAGGUGCUUGUGAGGCUGCUGCCCUAGGUGCCAGUGCGUCUGCGCUCUCACGUACUGGUGAGACUGCGCUCUCAGGUACUGCGUCGUCCUCGUCCUCCCUCACUUUCACACUUGACUCCGGGGCUUCUCGCUCCUUCUUUCGAGACCGCACUACACUUACGCCGCUCGGCCGGCCGGUUGCAGUCUCCCUUGCUGACCCCUCUGGGGGUCCUGUCCUGUCUCACUUCUCCACUAUCCUCCCGUGUCCGGCUGCCCCUUCGGGCACCCUGUCUGGUCUGUACCUUCCCUCGUUCUCUACGAACUUGGUGAGUGGCGCGGACCUGCAGGAUGUGGGGGUUCACCAGUUCACUCCUGCGAGUCAGCGGGUGACCCACUGCACGGAGGCACGCACAGGCCGACACCUGGCCACGUUCUCGCGUCGGCCGGGGUCGAGUCUCUACACCCUGACCGUUGAGUCUCCUCCUGUCCCUGCGUCUGGUCAGGUGGCUGCGUCAGGUCAGGUGCUUGCUGCUACGUCCCGGUCAGGUCCUGAGUCUGCCCCCUGUUCUUGUCGCCUCCUGUCUCACGAGACUCUCCUGUGGCACCACCGUCUUGGCCACCCCUCCUUGCCCCGUCUUCGGAGCAUGGCUUCCCGUGUCCUUGUCUCUGGUCUUCCCCAGUCUCUCCCUCCUCUCCCCUCCGGGCCAGGACCUUCCUGUGUCCCCUGUGUCGAGGGUCGCCUCCGGGCUACUCCUCACUCCUCCCACUUCCCCCCGACAGAGGCUCCCCUGCAGACGCUUCACAUGGACGUGUGGGGCCCAGCCCCCGUCCUCCUCCCCUUGCGCAGCAAGGGUGCGGUUACUGAGGUGCUGAUCGACUGGAUCCGCGAGGCUCGUCUCCAGCUCAGGAAGAGCUUCGGCUCGGACUUUCCUGUUCUGCGUCUGCACUCGGACAGAGGCGGAGAGUUCUCUUCUCGCCUUCUGCGAGACUACUGUCGUGCACGGGGGAUCCGCCAGACCUUCACGCUUCCGGACUCACCACAGCAAAAUGGGAUUGCUGAGCGCCGCAUUGGCAUGGUCAUGGAUGUCGCUCGUACGUCCAUGAUGCAUGCGGCUGCCCCCCAUUUUCUGUGGCCGUUUGCGGUGAGGUACGCGGCGCAUCAGCUCAACCUUCACCCCCGGGUCUCUCGGCCUGCGAUGUCCCCAGCCUUGCUGUGGACGGGGAAGGUUGGCGAUGCGUCUGUGUUCCGUGUCUGGGGAUCUCGGGCGUUUGUCCGCGACUUGUCUGCGGACAAGCUGUCCCCUCGUGCUGCUCCCUGUGUCUUCCUUGGCUUCCCCACUGACGCCCCAGGGUGGCAGUUUUACCACCCCUCCUCUCGUCGUGUUCUGUCCUCCCAGGACGUCACGUUCGACGAGUCAGUCCCCUUCUACCGUCUCUUCCCCUACCGCACUCCUUCCCUCCCCCCUCCCCCGGACUUCCUUGUGCCGGUUCCCCCCCCGGUAGACCCCCUCCCCCCUCAGGUUCCUGCCCCCUCAGGUGUGUCCCAGGUAGACGCCGUUGACCCGGUCGAGGUUACUGGUGACUCUGGCGCUGCUGCGGGUGCUGAGCCUGGGGGUGCUGACUCUGGGGGUGCUGUGCGCGGGGGUGCUGAGCCUGGGGGUGCUACUGCUGGGGGUGCUGGGCCUGAGGGUGCUACUGCGGAGGGUACGGAGCCUGGGGGUGCUGAGCCGGGGGGUGCGGUGCCUGGAGGUGCUGGGUCUGGGGGUGCUGGUUCGGGAGCUGCUGAGCGUGGGGGUGCUGAGCUGGGAGCUGCUGAGCCUGGGGGUGCUGCGUCUGGAGCUGCUGAGCCUGGGGUUUCUCCUGCUGCUGCGUCUCGCCGGGAGCCCCUCUCUCCACAGGAGCUGCGCGAGUGGUUCGCUCGCCGCUGGAGGCGUGCUGCUCAGUCUGGAGGUGCUGCUGGAGCUGGAGCUGGAGCUUCCUCGACCGUCGAGGGUGCGGGUGCUGCCGGUCCCGGAGCUGCUGGACCUGCGGGUCCUCCUGGAGCUGGAGCUGCUGAGGGCGUUGGUGCUGAGCCUACUGCUGUUGGUCCUGCCGCAGGAGGUGUGGGUGGCGCUGGUGCUGUCGCUGAGGGUGGUGGUGCUGUCCCUGCUGAGUCUGGAGCUGCCGCGCGGCCUCGGCCGUACUUCGUUCCGCUCCUGCAGCAGGUUCUUGGUCUUUCUCCUCCAGUAGAGGGUCCACCGCCUGUCCAGUCGCAGUCCCUGCUGGAGCCUUCCUCUCCACUGCCUGCUCCCUCUCCUUACACUGGUCCUACUGGAGGUCUUGCUGAGCGUCGUGAGCCUGCGUCUCGUCCCGCGUCGCCUGUUCGUGCUGCCCGCGCUAGUGGUCGCAGUUCGCGUCAGCGUCCUCCUCCUGUCCCUGGCACGCACCGGAUGUCUUUGCGUCCGUCCACUACUCCUCUGCGUGCCCCUUUGCCUUCUCCUCCUGAGUCCUCUCUUCCUGCGCUUGCCGACCCUGAGUCGGACUCUCUUCGUGCUGCCAGUCCUACUGUCACGCGUCUGCUUGCUACUGUCGUCACUGACCCCUCUUUUGAGUCCACUGCUGCGUCUGCUCUAGUCGCUGAGCUCGUCGAAUUUGCUGCUCGCUGUCGUCUCGACUACGCUGCUAGUCUUGUUGCUGAGUCUGCGUCUGUCUGUCCUCCGUACGUCGGGGGUGAGUGUGCUCUUGGCACGGACGUCCUAGAGGACAGGCAGGAGGAGUUCCAGUGUCUAGCGGCUGCUUCACCUCAUCUCGCGUCUGCAGCUAUGGAUGCAGAGAUGGCUUCCUGGAAGUCCACAGGCACCUACGUUGACGCGGUUCCCCCUCCUGGGGCGAACAUCGUCAGUGGCAUGUGGAUCUUCAGGGUGAAGCGGCCGCCGGGCUCUCCACCUGUCUUCAAGGCACGGUACGUUGCUCGUGGCUUCAGUCAGCGGCAGGGAGUUGACUACUUUCAGACCUUCUCUCCCACCCCGAAGAUGACUACUCUUCGGGUGCUGCUGCACAUAGCCGCUCAGCGCGACUACGAGCUUCACUCUCUCGACUUCAGCACUGCUUUCUUGCAGGGUAGCCUGCACGAGGAGAUCUGGCUUCGCCGUCCACCUGGCUUCACUGGGACUUUCCCUCCUGGCACCCAGUGGAGCCUCCGACGGCCAGUCUACGGUCUCCGCCAGGCACCGCGUGAGUGGCACGACACACUGAGGACUACGCUUGCGGCUCUUGGGUUUGCUCCUUCUACUGCUGACCCGUCGCUGUUUCUUCGCACCGACACUUCCCUGCGGCCGUUCUACAUCCUCGUGUACGUCGACGACUUGGUCUUUGCCACAGCGGACACUGCUGGACUCGCCUACGUGAAGUCCGAGCUGCUGAAGAGACACACGUGCACAGACCUGGGUGAACUGCGCAGCUACCUUGGCUUGCAGAUCACUCGGGACAGAGCACGCCGCACCAUUACCUUGACUCAGUCACACAUGGUGCAGCAGGUCCUUCAGCGCUUCGGCUUCACGUACUCCUCGCCUCAGGCCACUCCUCUGCCUACUCGCCACUCACUCUCAGCUCUGCCUUCGGAUGAGUCCGUAGAGUCGAGUGGUCCGUAUGCAGAGCUUGUUGGCUGCCUCAUGUACCUGAUGACCUGCACACGACCUGACCUUGCAUACCCUCUUAGCAUUCUUGCACGCUAUGUUGCUCCUGGGAGACACAGACCAGAGCACAUGGCUGCAGCAAAGAGGGUAUUGCGCUACCUGUGCAGUACGUCGGGCAUGGGGCUAGUGCUUGGAGGGCGGAGUCCAGUGGUCCUUACCGGCCACGCGGACGCUUCUUGGGCUGACGACCAGGCUACGCAGCGGUCGUCACAGGGUUACACCUUCAGCCUUGGUUCCAGCUCUGUCUCGUGGCGGUCUAGUCGGUGA
Messenger RNA from Closterium sp. NIES-65, 5367 nucleotides. Lineage: Eukaryota; Viridiplantae; Streptophyta; Zygnematophyceae; Desmidiales; Closteriaceae. The record is from the annotation of a GenBank genome assembly.